CAGGAUUGACAUUCCUCCUUUAAAAUGCGUACUUCAUCGCGAGACUACCUCGUGCUGGCCAUGCUGGCCAUGCCCCAGGCCCACUUAGCGUCUGCGGAGAGAGUUCUGGGUGCCUACAUCUUUUCUCGUCAUGGAGAUCGUACCCCUAAAAUACUGGGCAACACCCAGCUUACAGACCUGGGAUAUCAUGAGGUGUUCAUGACUGGUAGCUACUAUCACAACCGGUACAUCGAUUCGAACUCUUCCCUUCAAAUUGAAGGCAUCAGCACAGAUGUCGUCAACCUCAAGCAGCUCAGUGCAGCUGCACCAUCUGAUGCCGUGCUGCAGAACUCGGCAACUGGUUUCCUGCAGGGUAUUUACCCUCCAGUCGGCGCAACUGCAAGCCAGGAAUUGGCCAACGGAUCUACAGUUGAUGCUCCGUUGAACGGCUACCAACUUGUCCCACUCUCGCUCACCACUACCGGAACAAACAGCGAAGACAACACAUGGCUUCAGGCCACCACCAAGUGUCAGAAAGCCAAGGUCAGCAGCAACAGCUAUUACAGCUCGUCACUGUAUAAGGAUCUUCUAGCGUCCACUCAAGACUUCUAUACAUCACUCACGCCCAUUCUGAAGAGCGAAUUCUCCGACGAUGACAUAAGCUUCAAGAACGCCUAUGCGAUCUUCGACUUCCUCAAUGUCGCAAGAAUUCACAAUUCCAGCACUGAAAACAUGCCCACAGACGCCCAAUUCCACCAGCUGCUGACCCUGGCCAAUAUCGAGCAGUACAAUCUAGCUUACAACUCGAGCGAGACAGUCCGCGCAAUUGCUGGUGCCCAGCUUGCCGGCGAGAUGCUCGACGCCCUGACCGAGACGAUUAGCACUCAGGGCAAAACCAAGCUGAACAUCCAAUUCGGCUCCUACGGAACGUUUCUCUCCUAUUUCGGCCUUGCCCAGCUCUCCAAGGCUGACUCCGACUUCACCGGUAUCCCUGACUACGCCUCUUCAAUGGCAUGGGAGCUGGUCACCGACUCGACAAGCGGAUUCCCCGAUCCAGCUGACAUUUCCGUCCGCUUUGUCUUCCACAACGGUACAAUCACUGGCUCCGAUGAACCCACCGAGUUCCCUCUCUAUGGCCAAUCUAGCGCAACCAUCCCCUGGUCGGAGUUUGAGAAGCAGACCAAGAGCAUCGCCGUCAUGUCUACGGCCGAAUGGUGCAGCGCGUGCGGUAACACCGAUGGAAAGUGUGCUAACCCUUCUUCUGACUCUGCCGGUACUGAAUCGACCGAGAAGAAGAGUAACGAAGUCUCUAGACCCGUUGCUGGUGUUAUUGGGGCUAUGGUUACCCUUGCGGUUAUUCUGGGCUUGGAGGCUGCGUUCUUCUUGCUGGGUGGCUUUACCAUUGCCAAGAGAAAAAAGGCUGCGGGCAGUAUCUCGUCUGAUGCUACCGAGACUAAAUUUGUUGAGCACAGUUAAUGGGGUUAAUUAUGGCGGACGGUUGGGGUUGUGGCAUUUGGUAUUUUGGAGGGUUAUGCAGAAACAGGCUCUUCAGUGUAGGUCUUUAUGAGGGACAUGUUAUGAAGUCGAUGAAGUGAUGUAUCGUCGGUUAUUUAUUUCAAUGUUUGUUAGCCGAACUGCUGUUUUCCUACCAUGACUAGGGUCUGUUAAUGCUAUUAGUC
This is a messenger RNA of Aspergillus pseudotamarii, 1658 nucleotides long. Its product is annotated as histidine phosphatase superfamily. Gene Ontology annotation, biological process: dephosphorylation. The transcript has a single exon. The coding region runs from base 25 to 1455 and encodes 476 amino acids. Gene Ontology annotation, molecular function: phosphatase activity. The record is from RefSeq and is a predicted model, not a curated record. Lineage: Eukaryota; Fungi; Ascomycota; Eurotiomycetes; Eurotiales; Aspergillaceae.